AUGGUUUCCCCGUUGUCCACGCCCAUCUUGCCACCAACUUACUGUGCGCCAUCUCCCUCGGUGAUGACGCAAUCUGGUCCCACACCUUCGGUCGGUGUUGACGUUUCGCCACGCGAACACCCAACUGGCCCCGAUUCUACUACAGACGCGGUCGAAGGUAACUCGGUGAGCGGAGGUCCGAUCGGCCCUGCUUUAGGACUCGAUGCUGUUGUGGACCUCGCUUCAAGUACGGAACCGAUCGGCUCCACGUUGCCGCCUGAUGUCCUUGACAGUUCCGCUGCAAGUGACGAGCCGAUUGGGGUUGGAGAAUCUGCUGCAACCACUGAUCCGAUGAGCUCCGCGUUGACGCUUGAUGUCGUCGACAAUUUUGCUGCAGGUGGCGACCCUAUUAGGGCUAUUCCGUUACCGACCACUCGAGUUGAAAGACCAAUAGUUGAUGAAACGACCGCGGUUGGUAUGAUCGCUGGACUUUAUCAACGGCUCGCAUCCCAGCAGGAUCUUGUUGAUAGCUAUAGCGAUCUGGAGCAAGCUUUGCGGGAGCAAACUCGGAGGGGUGAUCGACUAGAACGGAAACUCCGUUCUCUUACCGAGUCGGCCUCUCCUUUUGUGAUCUUCGCUCAAACUCGUUGUGAUCGCCUUCGUCUGGAUUUGAAAAAUUUACUCGCUGAAGACGCUUUACUUCAGGAAACAAUUCAAGCGGGGAGUUGCUACGAGCAGCAAAUUAGCGACCUAAAGUCGAAACUUCUGAAAACGACCCAAUCACUUCAUACGUUUGAAGAACGUCAUGAUCUCGAGCUGGCUUCCUUGCGAUGA
Messenger RNA from Peronospora matthiolae, 813 nucleotides. The record is from the annotation of a GenBank genome assembly. NCBI's taxonomy places the organism in Eukaryota, Oomycota, Peronosporomycetes, Peronosporales, Peronosporaceae.